AUGGGUGCUGAGGAGGAGGUGCAGGUCACGUUAGCAGGGGGAGCACCCUGGGGCUUCCGACUUCAGGGGGGGGCCGAACAGAGGAAACCCUUACAGGUGUCUAAGAUCCGAAGACGGAGCCAGGCUGGCAGAGCAGGACUCCGAGAGAGGGACCAGCUCUUGGCGAUCAACGGGGUUUCUUGCACCAGUUUCUCCCAUGCCAGUGCCAUGACCCUCAUUGAUGCCUCAGGGCAUCAGCUUGUCCUUACUGUGAGGAGGGUAGCAGAUGAAGGGUCUGUGAGAUCUCCAUCUCCAGGGGAGCUUCAAGUGCUGUCACCCUUAUCUCCAUUGAGUCCUGAGCCCCCAGGUGCUCCUGUUCCCCAAGCUCUUCAGCCUGGGAGCCUUCGUUCACCCCCUGACAGUGAAGCGUACUAUGGAGAGACAGACAGUGAUGUUGAUGGCCCUGCUACACAAGAGAAGCCCCGCCGGACACGCCGCCGAGGUCCUGCAAGGCCCUUUCUGCCAGGAGCCCCACCUGAUGAGGUGUACCUGUCUGACAGCCCUGCAGAACCAACACCUGUUAAAACUGGCUCUCCCAGGCAGGGUGACAGCCGUGUGAGCUCCCCAUCUUGGGAGGAAGGGACAGCCCUCCAGCCACCACCAGCAGAGGCACUUCUGUUACCACAUGGUCCUCUCCGGCCUGGUCCUCAUCUUAUCCCUAUGGUGGGCCCUGUCCCCCACCCAGUGGCAGAAGACCUUACUACUACCUAUACCCAGAAGGCCAAGCAAGCCAAACUGCAACGUGCAGAAAGCCUCCAAGAAAAGAGCGUGAAGGAGGCCAAGACCAAGUGCCGGACCAUCGCAUCCCUGCUAACAGCAGCCCCCAAUCCUCACUCCAAGGGCGUGCUUAUGUUUAAGAAACGGCGGCAAAGAGCCAAGAAGUACACGCUAGUGAGUUUCGGGGCUGCAGCGGGGACAAGAACAGAGGAGGAGGACGGCAUUCCCCCAACGAGUGAGUCAGAGCUGGACGAAGAGGCCUUCUCGGACGCUCGCAGCCUUACCAAUCAGUCUGACUGGGACAGCCCUUAUCUGGACAUGGAGUUGGCCAGGGCUGGCACAGGCACAGCAGAGAGUCAGAGUUCUGGGCUGGGCGGGCAGCUAAGUGAGGUCUCUGGGAGAGGGGUCCAGCUCUUUGAACAGCAGCGCCAGCGGGCAGUCUCCAGCAGCCAGGAGGGCCCAGCAGCCAUGCUAAAUGGGCAGAGUCUGCAGUCACCACCUCGAGCUCAGAGUGCUCCCCCAGAAGCAGCUGUGCUCCCACGUAGUCCUUUGCCGGCCCCCGAGGCCAGCCCUAGUCCCUUCCCGGAUGGUGGAGCCCCUAGCCCAGCGCCAAAUAUCUUUAACAGGUCAGCGAGACCUUUCACCCCUGGUUUACAAGGGCAAAGGUCAGGUACCACCGCAGUGAUUUUCCGGCCCUUAGCCCCUAAGAAGGUGAAUGAAGGCCUGGGAGGCAUCAGCUCCGCUCCGUCCCCCUUCGCAGCCCUUCGGCAGGAGCCCACCUCUCUGCCCAGCUUCACCACAGUUGUGCCCAGCCACACGCCCGUCUCCGGGACUUCCAGCACCCCACGUUCCUCCGGUCCUGUGACCGCUACCAGCUCUCUCUACAUCCCAGCUCCGAGCCGGCCCGUCACACCAGGAGGCGCCCCAGAGCCUCCCACUCCUCCUAGCGCGGCUGCCAUGACAUCCACCGCUUCCAUCUUCCUGUCCGCGCCUCUCAGAAGCUCUGCGCGCCCGGAGGGGCCGGACCCCGCGGACCCGGAGUCUGCUAGCGCUCGGGAACAGCGCAUCUCCGUGCCUGCUGCCCGCACCGGCAUCCUGCAGGAGGCUCGGCGCCGGGGCACCCGGAAGCAGAUGUUCCGGCCUGGAAAGGAAGAGACGAAGAACUCGCCCAACCCGGAGCUGCUUUCGCUAGUACAGAAUCUGGAUGAAAAACCUCGGGCCGGCGGUGCGGAAUCUGGUCCGGAGGAGGACGCUUUAAGCCUCGGAGCCGAAGCCUGUAACUUCAUGCAGCCACUAGGGGGCAAAAGUUACAAGACCUUAUCUCAAGUGGCACCGAAAGCCCCGCCUCCACUGGCUUCCAAAACCCCACCCCCUACAACGCCUAAGACUCCACCUCCUGUAGCUCCUAAGCCAGCUUCUCGAGGGCCUCUUGAUGGGCUAGUGAAUGGGUCGGCCCCAAAGGCUGGAAUGCCUGAGCUCCAAAGGCUCCAGGGGAGGGGUGGGGAGCUAUUUGCCAAGCGGCAGGGUCGUGCCGACAGGUUCAUAGUGGAGGCCACUCCCGGUUCUAGCUUCAACCCUGGCCUUAGCCCUAGAAGUCCUUCUCCCACACCCUCACUGCCCCCAUCGUGGAAAUACUCACCCAACAUCCGUGCCCCGCCUCCUAUUGCCUACAACCCACUCCUCUCACCCUUUUUUCCCCAAGCUGCCCGAACUCUCCCCUCUAAGGCCCAAUCCCAGGGACCUCGGGCGACCCCCAAGCAGGGUAUCAAGGCCUUGGAUUUCAUGCGGCAUCAGCCAUACCAACUUAAAACUGCCAUGUUUUGUUUUGACGAGGUUUCUUCAUCUCCUGACCCCAUUUCAGGGCCUCUCAAAACUGCUCGAGUCCAGGAGAUCCGCAGAUUUUCCACUCCGGCACCCCAGCCCACUGCAGAACCCCUAGCUCCCACUGUGCUUGCCCCCAGAGCGGCUACUACACUGGACGAACCUAUUUGGAGAGCAGAGCUGACCUCACCCCCUGUCCCUAACCCAGACUAUCCUCAAGAGUCUCCCAGGAGCUUUGCUGCCACUCCCAGCUCCUGUGGUUUCCAAGUAGCCAGGCCUAGGUUCUCAGCCACCAGAACAGGGUUACAGGCUCAUGUCUGGAGGCCUGGGGCAGGGCACCAGUGAGCAGGGAAUAGGUCCCAGGACCAAGUAAAGGAACGUAGAAUCCCAGAAGUUUCUUCUGCUUUGUCCUACUGGCUUCCCCCCAACCCCACAUCUGAGGCUGAUUGCCUCUUGCCAGAGAUAGUGUUUCCCCUCAACUUCCUCAACUCCCUGCUACUGCUUUUGAACCAAUUAUCUGUGCUUUGGAAUCUUCUCUGUAUUUCCUUGCCUGGAUCUCUGGCUUCUCCACCCAGAGAUCUCAGUAGGUAUCUGUUUUGUUUUUCAUUUGUGUUUCUCUUUGUGGGCAGCACCUUAGUGUUAGGUAAAAAGCGCACGGUAAAGUGACCACUGAGAUCUCAAGCAAAAGGCUCACUAUGAGUCAAGCAACUAAGGGACUGAACUAUGUCCUGAGCCCCUGCUUAUUCUGUUAGCUGGUAUAGGUCUAGGUGGGUGUGUGGGGGUGUGUGCGCGAAUGCGUUUUCACAAAUGUGUGUGGUUAGGAUCUGCUCUGGAAAGGCAUCAAAUAUGUAUACAUGUGUACUUCUCUUGAGGCAAAGGUAAGAGGGGAGUUCUUUUCCUCCUACUGGAAGGGUCAGAUAGCUCCUCCAUAAGGAGUCCUGCGGGGCACAAGAGCUUAACUGCACUUUCUCCUGAGAGGAGUGUCUGUAGCAUGUAGAGAUGUAUGCACAGCAUCUUGUAAAAUAAAGUCUGACAAGACUCACAGGCAGCGACACUUUUCAUGGGUAUUAGUUAUACAAGUUAGACUUGGAAUAAAACCAAGGAUUCUAUUUCCUUGGAUUUCAGGAAGUUACUAAUCAGGGUCCUGUGCUAAGCAAGUAAGGAAAUUUCUCCUGAACUGCUUACUGAGUCUAAGACAGAAAGGAUGGUGAAUAGAACCAGAAUGGAUGGAGAGAGUGAGGCAAAAACCUAGAGCAAUGAGUGAAAGUGACCAAGAGGGAGAGGGUAAAGUUGGCCAACAAGAAACCAACUAUGUGUGAGGGGGUAUAGAGGAAAAGUCUGAGCUCAGGGGAAGAAUGCAUGUGAGGAUGUGUGCCCAAUGUUAAAGAGUUGUGGCUGUGUUAUGUCCUGUGAGUCUGACCUUCCCCUCUUCUGCAGCUCAUUCUGAUGACCUAGCAAACACAGGCCAAACCUCCUUUUCAUCCCACCCUACCUGUAGAAGCCUAGCUUUGGUUCCUUUCACUUCAGGCCCUGAUUUCCAAUCCCAGGAGGAUAAGGACUGCCCUUACAUGAAGACCACCACCAGCAAUGCUUGCUGUUUGAUCUGAAAAUUGAACUUUGCAAUAUUGGGUGUCACAAUUCUUUGGUUUGUGCACAAGAAUAAACAUAUGCCCACACCUUCUGUUGCUGUCAUCAAUUCUAGUUUUAGAUCAAUCCUGAUUUCUUUGGUCUUCUCGACUCCAUUUUGCUGACUGUUCCUUGCUCCUUGUCUUUCUCCCUGCCUUCUCAUCCUGCCCUCCUGCCAAUUAUUUUGCUUUGAUCUCAUCACCUUCACCACU
This is a messenger RNA of Meriones unguiculatus (Mongolian gerbil), 4415 nucleotides long. RefSeq names its product synaptopodin 2 like (gene Synpo2l). Gene Ontology annotation, molecular function: actin binding. The transcript is spliced from 4 exons. Lineage: Eukaryota; Metazoa; Chordata; Mammalia; Rodentia; Muridae. The record is from RefSeq and is a predicted model, not a curated record. Gene Ontology annotation, cellular component: Z disc; nucleus; actin cytoskeleton. Gene Ontology annotation, biological process: positive regulation of actin filament bundle assembly. Bases 1 to 2922 code for a protein of 973 amino acids.